GAGUCGGGAGUUCAUCGUUUCAUUAUGUGACGUCUCGAUAAAACCUCUUGUUAGAGCAUGCGUGAUGUACCACGCUGCCAAGGACAGUCGUGUUACAAUAAGCGAGCGUGCCUCAACGUUGAUCGCCGCUUCAAGUCGUGUUAAUUUUUUGCCCAUCGGCAGUCCCAAGUUUUUUUCUCUUCUUGUUUUUCCCCGCUUGUUGCCCGUAACACGAGGUAGAAAGUGGCACUAAUUGACGCCAGUCCAUGCCAGACGCGGCGCGAUCUAAGGCUCGAUAUUCCGCGGCCUGGAUUUUAUUGACGAAUUCUAGUGCGAGUGUGUGCGCGAAUUGGCGCUGAAAUAUUCAAAUUCGUCGGAGAAGAAGAAACCAGUAGUACCAUGAAAUACGUCGCGGCGCUCGACGUCGGCACCACGACGGUACGCUUCCACAUUCUGGACGAGAAAGCGGUCACGGUGGCUUCCUCGGCGGAGAAGGUAGACCUGAUUUAUCCACAACCUGGAUUUAUAGAGAUAGAUCCGGAUCAGUUAUGGCGGAUUAUAGUAAAAGUAAUCAAGGAUACAUUAAGGGACAGCAAAAUCGAUCCGAAGUCUAUCGUUUGCUUUGGAAUCUCGUCGCAACGAGCCAGCUUUAUUACCUGGGAUUUGAAAACUGGACGACACUAUCACAAAUUUAUAACAUGGAAGGAUCAACGGGCAGCCGAUCUGGUCGACGAGUGGAAUCAGUCGAUGACGAUGAAAGGAUUGCGAAUAGCCUCGCGUGUUUUGUACACUCUUACGAGAAACAAACGCUUUCUGGCCGGUAGCGUCUUGAAAUUUAUGAAUAUGCAGGUCAGCUUAAAAUUAGUAUGGGUUCUUCAGAAUAUACCAGGUCUUCGAGAAGCAGCAUCUAAUGGAGAAGCGGCCUUCGGAGGCGUAGAUUGUUGGCUUUUAUACAAAUUAACAGGAAAGCACAUAAUGGAUGUUUCAUGUGCCUCAGCCACUGGUAUAUUCGAUCCAUUUACAAUGGAAUGGGCCAAUUGGGCGUUAGACAUUUUGAAAUUACCACGCAAUAUAUUUCCGGAAGUAGUAGAUACAGCGGGCGAUUUUGGAAUUAUACCCAAAAGUGUGUUUGGGGCUGAAAUUCCCAUUUAUUGUUCAAUGGCCGACCAAGCAGCAUCCUUAUUUGGUUCAGGAUGCUUUAAGCCUAGUGAUCUCAAAGUCACCAUGGGGACAGGUACUUUUGUGAAUGUUAACACAGGACGGGAACCACACGCAUCAGUUGCUGGACUUUAUCCAGUUGUUGGAUGGCGAAUCGGAAAGGAACUAAUAUAUGUUGCAGAAGGAUCUUCAAGCGAUACCGGUAUACUAAUCGAAUGGGCUAAAUCAAUAGGAAUUAUAAACGACGCUAUGGAAACAGCUAAUAUGGCAAAUUCAGUCGAUGAUACUGAUGGAGUAUACUUCGUCCCGGCAUUCAGUGGAUUACAGGCACCUAUAAAUGAUUAUACAGCCGCAACCGGUUUCUUAGGAGUAAAACCCACCACGAAGAAAGAACAUAUCGUUCGAUCUUUAUUAGAGAGCCUCGUUUUUAGGAUACGACUACUCCACGAAUGUUUGUGCAAGGAAACUUCCUUCACAUAUAGAAAAAUAAAAGUCGACGGUGGAGUUUCCAAAAAUGAUUUUAUUAUGCAAUCGUUGGCUGAUUCGACGGGAUUGGAAGUGGAACGUCCGGUAUCUAUCGAGAUGUCCAUUUUAGGAGUAGCAUUCGUAGCUGGUUUACAAUGUGGUUUGUGGAAAAGCAGAGAAGAAAUAUCGACGCUACGUCAAGUAGAUAGGAUAUUUAAACCAAACGAAGAAUCACGAUUAUCUUAUCAGUAUGCGUUUAGCCAAUGGAAACGCGCUGUGGAGCGCUUCAAAAAUUGGUACUGACGAUGAUUUCUAAAUAAAAAUUAUAUUUUUAUAAUGAA
This is a messenger RNA of Nylanderia fulva, 1943 nucleotides long. Its product is annotated as glycerol kinase 5. NCBI's taxonomy places the organism in Eukaryota, Metazoa, Arthropoda, Insecta, Hymenoptera, Formicidae. Gene Ontology annotation, cellular component: mitochondrion. Gene Ontology annotation, molecular function: kinase activity. The record is from RefSeq and is a predicted model, not a curated record. Gene Ontology annotation, biological process: phosphorylation; glycerol-3-phosphate biosynthetic process; triglyceride metabolic process.